This is a messenger RNA of Glarea lozoyensis ATCC 20868, 2730 nucleotides long. RefSeq lists its product as uncharacterized. Lineage: Eukaryota; Fungi; Ascomycota; Leotiomycetes; Helotiales; Helotiaceae. The transcript is spliced from 11 exons. Bases 1 to 2730 code for a protein of 909 amino acids. The record is from RefSeq and is a predicted model, not a curated record.
AUGGUCAUUCUUGGAGGGCUAGAGAUUGUGGCAGGCGCCUACUUGAUUAACAAGCACGUCAAAAACAAGAGGGAACGUCAGAGGUUGGAGGAGGAGCGACAAAGGCUUGAGGAAGAACAAUAUCAUAUUUUCCCGCCGCGGGAGCGACCGCAUCGACACCAUCGCUCACACAGCGAACGCCCGCAGUCUCGCGACCGCAGAGAUCGUCACGGCUCACGAGAGUCGAGGAGGAGAGACUCCGACGAGAGGAGAUCGAGAAAGGAAGAUAGACCAGCUUCCAUGUCGCCUGCGCCGUCUUAUUACAAACCUCAAAAUAUCCCCUCUCGUCCGCUGGUACAGCAGCCUUAUAUCCCACCACCUCAUUCACAACAUAUCCCCCACGUAGCGCCGGCCACGCAGUCGACACAGCAGCCGCACGCGCCGCAACCCUACCCUCAAGAUAUCAAAUACGGGUGGACUGAAGAUGGAUCUUCGGCAUCAUCGCAGAGUCAACAGCAAGGAUUUCCACCGACAGGUUGGCCCGCUCAUUGGGACCAGACCCAACGGCCAGAGAACCUAAAUGAUGGACCUGGAAGAACACGGUCGAGAUCAGACUGCUCCACCAAAGGCAAAGCUUGUCUCUACACCCAGAGUCGUCGAGGGGGCUCCAGGAUACGCAAAAAGCGGGGGGAACCAUCAAGCAGAGACUUGAAGGCCGCCACAGUAUUAGACAACAACGACUUCAACCAAGUUUCACUAUCCAUAUUGCCUGAGUUGCAUCAGGCUGAUUUCGCUGAACCUUUAAGUUUGGUCUUACCGGGAGGCGGACUUAAACAACUAAAGACUAAAACAUUCAAAUACUGGUAUCCUGGCAUGGCUAAGAGUGCCGAGAUGCCAGCUUUUGAAUACAUUGAUACCAGAGCACUCCAACCUAUGACUACCCACCUGGAAGAUUUGGCAGUCUUUUUUAGGAUCAAAGCCCUGUUGUUAACAUCUUAUCCUCCUUCUAGACUUGACCUUUGCCUUGACGAUACAGAUUUCAUUUUUGACGCUAUCUUCAACGGACAAUCCGAAGAUAGCGGCUACAAUACUAGCGAGCACACGGGGUCAUUGGAGAAUGAACAAGCAUACACAUUCAUUCGGACAUACUCAAGUACCCAGGAUAUCCUCGGUGCCUACUAUGUAUACAUACACCCGUAUUUUCCUGUUCUUUUACCGCCGGAACCUCAACAAGUCUACGACGAUCCAGAUCUUGGAACACGAAAUGGUCCAGAUGCAGUCUUCCACAGCCGAAGUAACCCGUGUUUUGAACCCACGACACCUUUAAGUCUGGCAAUAUCGGCAACACUGGCCUUGAUUCCUCAUCCGGAUGAUCCAGAUCCGUCUGGGCAGGAUUCCAUCUACUUACGCCGAGAUCAAGCCCAGGCAUUUGCUCAAGCUGCGUUUGAAAGCAUUGAGAUUGAAUCGGAGCUGAUAGACUCAAUGAUACAGCCCUCGGAAGCCUUGAGUAGCACCCCCAAUUUGCCGAAUCGAGAGCCAUUUCAUCCUCAGUGUCCACUAGAGAACGAAAGUAUAAUUGCAUUGCUACUCUUGAGUUCCUACGAGUAUGCUCAGCGUGGAAACAUUUCCAAAAUGAGAAAUCGAGCUGGCCAAGCUUUGAGUGCUGCAAUGGGUCUCAACUUACAUUCUCGAUUGACCCAUCAAGGAAAUAUAGCAGAAGCUAACAGUAGAGUGUGGUGGAUGACGUAUAUUGCUGUCUGUCAAGGAUCAAUACUAAGCAACUCACCUCCUCCAGUGCUUCUUCACGACCCGCGGUUUAUAACACAGGGCCCUUCAUUCCGUGCAGAUCGAGAGUCAUGGGCAAUUUUCUUGCAAGCACAGCAAGUUAUUGUCUCGGCAACUCUGUUUGUCAUAGACCUCGACUCAACCAUGAAAAAUGGUUCCGAACCAUCUUCAAUCUGGCAACGUAUGCUCGAGCUAGAAAGCUUGAUCGAGCCCUUGGUUCUCAAAGCCGAUACAUGGGUUCUAGAAUCUUCACCGGCAGUCACUCUAGAUCUUGCCGAGCUCAAAGUUUCACAAGCUCUUCGGGGCAUGGCAAAAAUCAAAUUAAACAGCGCUCGUAUCAAACUUCAUCGUUAUUGCGCUUUCCUUGACAUUCCCAUUUUUACCAAAAAGCAUUGCGAUCUACGCCCUGCCAGCCCAAUUACUGCCACCCAGCAGAUUGAAUCAUGCCCUUGUUCUAGUACAUUUCACCAACUUGGAUCCCCCUCCUCUAUCUCCAGUUCAGUCGCCUCUCCAGCGGUGCCGUGUGGUAUCUUGCCUUUUUCUUCACACUUUUCUGCAAAGGUGUGCCUCAAAUCCGCCUUUGCAAUCGCGCGGUCGUUCGCUUCGCUUCCUUAUCCGGAGCCCAUCCGUCCCAACGAUCCAUUGGCAUUCCUUAUGCCUUUCACGGAAAACGAGAAAACACCGAGAAUGAUUCCUGUGUUUGCGUGCUGCGCAAUGCAAAGUAGCUAUGCAAUGAUCAUGUUGUCAUACAAGACUCGCGCCAUGGGCUUCGCUGGUUUGGAUGGGGUCGGCGGAGAACAGCAUGUGGAAAGACUUCUGGGCCAACUGCAAGAGGGGCUAGAACUCGUGUUAAACGCACUGAGAAAUUACAGUAUUGCUUACGAAGCUCUUGGGGGAAUGAGAGAUCAAAUCGAGCUGGCUGUUCAGUCUCUCAAGACACUAGAUAUUAACGACUCGUUUGAGUAG